AUGCACGGUACUAUUCUGAACUAUCGGAGGUUUCCCCGCGGGUUCUCUGAGUCUACUCCUCAGCCUGAAAACUAUCUUCGAAGUACGACAACGCUUCAUUACCAUAAUAAUCACUGGCGGCUGGCAUUGCAACGACAGAUGACUCUAAAGGCUAAGACGCAAGGUCAGAAGGCCACCGGCAUGGAGAAACCGAAGAUUCCAGACGAUAAGUUAGCGAAACAUGUUCAUGAGCUCUAUCCCAAACGAGCCUUUGUAGGCUCCAAAUUUGUGGGAUGGACUGCUUUUGCAGACAUUCUCAUCGGUAUGGAGGUGAACCCAAACGAAAACAGACAGCGAAAAAUCAGGUGCAAGGUAGAACAGCUUCGCAAGCCUGGACAUAAGUUCAGUCUCAGAGAGCCAGCGGAUGUCGAGAAGACCAUGACAGCUGAGCUUAACCGUACCAAGGAGACUAUUUGUAGAAACCAAAAAGCAGCCGUUCAGGCCAAAGAGGGCCCUAAAAAGACAAAUGACGCUGGUCAAUCCAUUUCAUCAAUCCUUCUGGGUCAUAGGUUAUCUGAGAUGAAGAAACAGGCAGCUCAAGGUGGGAAUUGGAGGUCGAACAAGAGUGCAGUCUCACCAACAAUGCCUCAAUCUGGAUCGGCAAAUUCGCAAGGUGCAUCUAAUACGGACGUUGAGUCACGGACUUCUUCUGCUCUCCAGGACUACGUUACAUCCGGGAGCGACUCCGAGAGUGAUUCUGAUGACGAAUCAGGCACAGUCAGCAUACAGGAAAGUGACGAUGAGGAACCAGAUUUUAGUCUCAUGGACGAACUGAUGCCAAGCUCCAACCAGACCUCGGAUUCAGAUAGCAAACUUCAGGGUCCCCGACGAGACAUUGGGCAUGGGCCGCUUCUGUCACAAAGCAUCGUCGUUGAGCACGCCAGAGAUCUUAUUCCGCAGUACGCAUUCCUAGGCUGCCUACAGGAUGAGACAUUUGCAGAAUCAGCCGCCGUCAAAGUCUUUCAUAACACAAACGUCCCAUUCUCUACAUUUGUCUGCGGAGUACAGGGUAGUGGCAAGAGCCAUACCACGGCAGCACUGUUGGAGAAUGCCCUCAUUCCUUCCAAACAUCUCGGACGCCUGAGAGCUCCUGCUUCGGCACUUGUCUUCAGCUAUAGCGAUUGGGCUGACGGUGGCGUUGGGUUCGAAAUCAGUGAAGCGACCUACCUCGCAGAAGCUUUGCCUGCUUACCCGGGGGCCCAUGUGAAGAGGGUCACGGUGCUUGUAUCGCCCUCGAACCCAGGGAUUAAGAAUUGCUACAUGGGCGCCAACAUUCGCGUUAUACCUUUUAAGCUAGAUGCAAAGGCUCUGAAUAUAAGUACCCUUCUCACGCUCAUGGCCGUCAACGAGACAUCGAAUACACCUCUGUACAUGGCUAGGGUAGAAGCCAUACUGCGGUCCAUCGCCACCAACAGCCAGGAUGGGUCAAUGGACUACAAGCUGUUCAAAACUUUGUUGGCUAGGGAAAAGUUCGAUCCUACACAGCGUACGAUGCUAGACAUGCGUCUCAAUUUGCUAGAGUCCUUUUUAGACCUCACCGGUCAGGUCCCCGAUUUGGAAUACCUGCCCGGGGAGAUGACAAUCAUGGACUUCUCCGAUCCCUUUGUUACCCCAAAUACAGCCUGCAUUCUUUUCAAGCUAGGAUUAGAUCGCUUUGUAAAUUCAUCCCAAAGCACCGCAAAGGUUGUUGUACUGGAUGAAGCGCACAAGUACAUGCUCGAUUCGCCCGGCGCGGAAUUGCUUAGCAAUCGGUUGAAAACAGCUAUACGCCUUCAGCGACAUUGGGGUGGGCGUGUGAUCAUCUCUACACAAGAGCCCACAAUAUCAACUGAUCUCAUUGCACUAUGCUCGCUCACUGUGAUUCAUCGUUUCACAAGCCCAACAUGGUAUGCCGCCUUGAGACAGCAUAUCAGUGCAAUGGGCGGUGAUGAUAGGGCCAUUAUGCGCCGGAUUGAGGAAUUGGAGACUGGUGGAGCACUCGUGUUUUCUCCGAGCGCUGUACUUGGGAAGGACGAUGAAGGGGCUCCGGUCAAAGCCACUGGCCGUCUAAUGGGACUUCGCAUACGAAAGAGGAUUACGAAGGACGGUGGAGAGUCUAUCAUGGCUGUUUAA
Molecule: messenger RNA, 2151 nt
Organism: Plenodomus lingam JN3
Lineage: Eukaryota; Fungi; Ascomycota; Dothideomycetes; Pleosporales; Leptosphaeriaceae
Source: RefSeq, a predicted model, not a curated record